This is a messenger RNA of Raphanus sativus (radish), 1283 nucleotides long. RefSeq lists its product as uncharacterized. Bases 690 to 1139 code for a protein of 149 amino acids. The record is from RefSeq and is a predicted model, not a curated record. The transcript has 7 exons. NCBI's taxonomy places the organism in Eukaryota, Viridiplantae, Streptophyta, Magnoliopsida, Brassicales, Brassicaceae.
CGCCACACUUCAACAAGUGCAAAUAUCAAACCAAGUUUCUUAUUACGUUGGAGUCUCCUCAAGCUUGAAGAUUGUAGUCUCUUAGCCUUUUCUCUUUCCAAAAAGGCUAGCCAAACUUCCUUAUGCCGGGGCCAUGAGAGAUCACUAUCCAUCUUCCUCCUCUUUGUGGGAUUGAAAAGUUCCAUCAAAACUCCUUUGUGUGUGAGGUAUUUUUCUUUUGGUUGGAUUAUCGAUGAUGCAGAAACGUCAUCUUCACACUUAGCGACCGUCUCAUUUGUGAUGUCGCUCCUUAUUGCGGAAACUUUGGCUAUGCGAAAAGUCAUAACCUCUCCUCUCAACAGAGAGAUCAUCUCCCUCUUGAUUCACUCAGACUCUGGUGUUCUCAUCAAACUUUUAAAGUCUAUGGAAAGAAAGAUUGAGAUCGCAGUUCCCUUUAUCGAUAUCUAUCUUUUAUCUACUAGUUUUAUUGUUAUCCAGUUUAAAUAUUUCCCUAGAGCUAACAUGGUUAAGGCAGUAGCCAUUCAAGAUCUUUCUGUAAUAUUACUAGUUUGAUCUUUUAAUGAAUGCAGUUUCACAAAAAAAAUCUGAUGUUGUUUGUUUGUCACCUUACCAGCUCUCAUAGACUCAUAGUUACCAGUCUUUCUUCUUCUUCCUAAACCCUAGUGCCAUAAUUUCUACAUCGCGCGAUAAUGGCGGAGCAAACCACCACGGAUCCAACAUCAUCCGCGGCUCUUGUCUCCGUAUCUUCUCCUAAUCCUCCUAAGAAAGAAAACACCAAUCCUAUUGAUUCAAAGCUCCUCAUGGAACUCAACGAAUCAAGGGCCGAGUUGCUUAAUAGGAUCUGGAAUCUGAAACAGGACCUGCAAAGCUGGAGAGGCAAGCUGGACACACAAGUUCAAGUCUACCGUGAGGAGCUCUCUGGGUUAAAGAAGACUCUGAAUCUUGAAGUUGAGCAGCUCCGGGAGGAAUUCAAAGAUCUGAAAACCACCUUGAAUCAGCAGCAAGAUGAUGUUUCUGCCAGCCUUAAAAGCUUAGGCCUACAAGAUGACUCCAAAGAUUCAAAAGAGCAAAUGGUGGUGACAGAAGAGAGAGUGGAAGCUCGAUUGACUGAUGAGAAUGCGAAAGAAGCUGAGCCUUAGAGAUGAUGAUACUGUUUCUUCUUAUCAUCUUACCACUACUACUACUACUUCAACUACGUUGAAGUUGUACCGUUCCUUAUUAAAUAUAUAGUAAUUGCGGUUUAGUUAAUUCUAAUGAUGCACCACAACAAAGCAGUUGCAAGA